This is a messenger RNA of Camponotus floridanus (Florida carpenter ant), 2396 nucleotides long. RefSeq names its product speckle targeted PIP5K1A-regulated poly(A) polymerase. Bases 97 to 2340 code for a protein of 747 amino acids. The transcript is spliced from 4 exons. Gene Ontology annotation, molecular function: poly(A) RNA polymerase activity. Gene Ontology annotation, biological process: mitochondrial mRNA polyadenylation; mRNA 3'-end processing. The record is from RefSeq and is a predicted model, not a curated record. Lineage: Eukaryota; Metazoa; Arthropoda; Insecta; Hymenoptera; Formicidae.
GAAUAUAAUGACUGUAGAAAUAUAGAAAGUUUUUUUGAACUUCUCGAAUUUUUAAAUAUAAUUUCUUUUGAGAAUAAUGAUAAUAUUAUACAAACUAUGGAGCAACCUGUGAUGUAUGUUAAAAACCAUCUUGCAUCUUUUCAUGAAAGUUCAGAUAAUUUGGUUGAGAACAAAUUUUCUUAUGUUUGCAUUGCUUGUAAAAGUAAAUUUGAUACAAUCCAAAGUGUAAUUGAACAUUUAAGUACAAAAAGAAGACAUUUGAAAUACUUUAAAAAUAUUUUGCUCACAUAUAAUCACAUAUAUAAUAUAUGUACAACAAAAGAACUUGAUAUAAAUAAAACACAAGCAGCAGAAUCUUCAAUUUGUAUUGAAAAUAUAUCGAUUAAUACAUUGGAAGAACAUAAUAUUAAUAAAAUACAGAUAGCACAAUAUAUUGAUAAUAAUAGCGAUUUAAUUAAUACAAAUACUAAUAGCAAGAAUGAUAUACUAUCUCAAAGUAGAGAAAAUAAUUCUGGUUUAUUUAUGCCUGAUGAUAUAUCCAUUGAAAUUAAACAAUUCAUUAGAAAUAUACCAGCAGAAAAAAAUAUAAAUAAUAUUGUAAGAACUAAACAAAAAAAUAAUGUCUUGGAUCGUUAUAACAGAAUGUAUUAUACAAAAUUUCUAGACUUUGAGAAAAUUAUGUUUACUUACAAUCAAGACAAGCUGAAAGAGAUUGAAUCAAGUUUAAAACUAUAUGCCCUCCAAAAUAAAAAUAUGCUUUGUCUUGCAUGUGAUGUUGCGCAUUCGAUCAAUAUACACAUAUUGUAUGAACAUAUUCAUUCUGAACAACAUGUUAUACAAUUUACACAAUUGCAUAAGAACAGCGAAGAGCAAAGGCUAAACUUACUGAAAGAAUCAAUUAAGGUAAAUUAUACAAACUUCAAAUGUUAUGCUUGCAAUAUAAAUGAAAAGUGGGUGUAUUAUGGUGAAUCAUGGAUUAAGGAACAUAUACGUUAUUCCACACACAAAAAAAAACAUAAAGAGUUAAUCAAGAAUAUUAAAUGUAUGCUACUAUCAGAAGAAGAAUUAUAUUCUUUAUGGUAUAAUAUUCAAUAUUUUGCUUGCGUCGAGUGUAAUGCAAGAUUUAAAAUAAAGAUAGAAUUUAUGGAACAUCUUUACCAAAAACAUAAGAAUGUGUUUCUAAAUAUAAAGAAUAGUUCAGAAUUUGAUUUCUGCAUAACAUGUGCCACUUUGUGGUAUAAAAAUCUUUCUUACUGCGAAAAAUCAGUUUAUCAGCGACACUGUAAAAAACGGACGCAUCAAUACUUAAAAAAAAGUAAUGACUUUGCAAUUAUGUCACUACCACAAUCUCUGCAAGAAUUAUUAAAAAAUAUCAAUAAAACUGUUGCUCAUCUAUUUAAAUUAUCAAAUGAUGCAUUAAAUGAUAAAAGAACAAUUCAACUCGUGGAUGAUUUAACAAAUGCUUUCGAAACUCAACAGUUUGAUGUAGAAGUACAUAUGUUUGGUUCAAGAGUUACUGGUUUAGCAUCGUCUGAAAGCGAUAUUGAUAUAUAUCUCAACUUUGGUGAUGAAUGUAUUGAAGCUGAAUUAAUUAAGAAUAGAAGUGAACAAAUUAAAAAUUGUUUGAAUACUGAUGGUCCAAAAUGGGAAAUAGAAUUCAUUUCGAACAAAAGCAGGACGCCUAUAGUAAGACUAAGGCACAGACCAACGAGAUUACAAUGUGAUAUCUCCUUUACAAAUGGUCUUUCAGUAGAAAAUUCUAAAUUUAUCAAAUCUUUCAACACGGCAUAUCCGCCUUGUCGACAAUUAAUAUUAUUUCUAAAAAAGUGGAUGUUGUUGGGUAAUUUGACUGGUUCUAAUUUCGGAAUAACAAGCUAUGCUCUCACUUGGCUAGUCAUUUUUUAUUUGCAAGUCACAUAUAAAAUACCAAGUGUUGCUACUUUAAUUAAAAGUCAUAAUCGCUCGAAAAUUGUAUCUGGCUGGGAAACUGGAGUCGGUAAUAAUGUUCCUAUCGACGUACCUGAAUUAUCGAUACCUGAAUUGUUAUUAGGAUUCUUUGAGUAUUACGGACGUUUUGAUUACAUGAAUGAUGUUGUAUGUCCGUUGUUAGGUAUUACAUGCCGUAAGAAAAUCUUUACAGAAAUAUUGGCUUUACCAGAUACUAUGGCUCUCUAUAUUGCGCAAAUACAGAAAGCGAAACCGGAAUAUUUUCGCGUUGAUUCUUCUAUGUGUGUGCAAGAUCCAUUCGAUCUCUCGCACAAUUUAACAAAGGCUGUGCCAAUUUUAACGCUUAAGCGCUUUAAACAAUAUUGUAAAGAAAGUGCAUUGAUGUUGCGUUAAUGUAUAAGUUCAUUGAAAAAAAAAAUAAUUAUAUAGAAUCAUCUUUUUUAAUUUCU